Messenger RNA from Frankliniella occidentalis (western flower thrips), 2807 nucleotides. It is a transcript of the gene mRNA-cap, whose product is annotated as mRNA-capping enzyme. Gene Ontology annotation, molecular function: mRNA guanylyltransferase activity; mRNA 5'-triphosphate monophosphatase activity; protein tyrosine/serine/threonine phosphatase activity. NCBI's taxonomy places the organism in Eukaryota, Metazoa, Arthropoda, Insecta, Thysanoptera, Thripidae. Bases 304 to 2088 code for a protein of 594 amino acids. Gene Ontology annotation, biological process: 7-methylguanosine mRNA capping; protein dephosphorylation. The record is from RefSeq and is a predicted model, not a curated record. The transcript is spliced from 14 exons.
ACCGCGCACGCAUCACUGGACAGAUUGACAGACUUUGACUUUCGGCAAAUGUGGCUAAUACUGCACGUCUGAAAUUCAUAACAAGUAGCACUCUGCCAAGAGAUUAGUGAAAAUGUUAAAAUCUUAUCUCUCCUUGUGAGGUGCGUGGGGUCGGUAAGGGUGUACUUGAAUGCGAAUAGUCUUCCAACUUUUGGUUAUGGCUGUACCUUAACAGCUGACAGACAACGCAGACAGGGACAGACAGCUUGCAUCCUAAACAGGAGGAAUGAAUAUAUAAAGUUUGUCCAAUCAAACCAUCUCGCCAUGGAUGACAAUAGAGGGCCUGGAAAUAUACCUGACCGAUGGCUUCUUUGCCCUCGCAAGGCAAACCACAUGAUUGCUGGUAAAUUUCUUGCCUUUAAAACUCCUCUGGACAAGCGUUACAACAGUCAAAUACCUCCACAACAUUUCUUUUACCCAUCUAUGCUCUUUUCUGUCAUGGAUAGUUACAAGGUGAAAUUGGGCCUGUGGAUUGAUCUUACAAACACCUCAAGAUUUUAUCGCAAAGAAGAUGUAGAGAGUAUGGGGGCCAAAUAUGUAAAAUUACAAUGCAGAGGACAUGGUGAAACUCCUAAUGCAGACCAGACUAAAACGUUUGUAGACCUUUGUGACAAAUUCAUAAGAACUAAUCCCUUAGAAUGCAUUGGAGUGCACUGUACUCAUGGAUUCAACAGAACUGGUUUCUUGGUCAUAUCCUACAUGGUAGAAAAGAUGGACUAUUCUGUUGAUGCUGCAUUGAGAGAGUUUGCUGGUGUGAGACCACCAGGCAUUUACAAAGUGGAUUAUAUUGAAGAGUUAUACCGUCGUUAUGAUGAUGUGAAUGACAUGCCAUUAGCACCCGAGAGACCAGACUGGUGUAGAGAAUAUGAUGAUGGUGAUGGAAAUGGUGAACAAGAUGACAAUGAUAAUGGGGAGGAUUCUGAAAGCUCCAAUGGAAGCACCAGCACUGGAAACAAGCGUCGAGGAAAGAACAAGAAAAAUCCUGUGUUCAUGCAGGGAGUCCCUGGGGUUACUGUUGUUCAUGAUCCUAAAAUGACUGAUGUUCAAAAACGAGCUCAAGAAAUGUGUGGAUGGAAAAAAAGUGGUUUUCCAGGUUCACAACCAGUCUCUAUGGACAUGAAAAAUAUUGCAUUUUUGGGUGAUAAACCUUACAGGGUAUCAUGGAAAGCAGAUGGAACCAGGUACAUGAUGCUUAUUUUAAGAAAGAAUGAGAUAUUUUUCUUAGACAGAGACAAUUCUGUAUUCCAAGUAGAAAAUCUUCGUUUUCCUAUGAGAAAAGACCCUCAAAGACAUAUAGAAAACACUUUACUGGAUGGGGAAAUGGUCAUAGAUAAGACAGAAACAGGUGAGAGCAUUCCCCGAUAUUUAGUCUAUGAUAUAAUUAGAUUGAAUGGUCAAGAUUUAUCACAACAACCGUUCUACCCUGUCAGAUAUCGUUGCAUUAGGGAAGAAAUUGUAGACACUAGGAACCAUGCAAUAGGUAAAGGUUGGCUCAACAAAACCAUUGAACCUUUCAGUGUUAGGGUGAAAGAAUUUUGGGAACUGACAACAACAGCUUAUUUGUUAAGUGAAAAAUUUGCAAAGAAACUUUCACAUGAUCCUGAUGGAUUGAUCUUCCAGCCAAGUAGUGAUCCUUAUGUUCCUGGUCAAUGCAUUGAGAGCUUAAAAUGGAAACCUCUCAGCCAUAACUCAGUAGAUUUUAAAGCAAAAAUUGUAACAGAAAGUGGGCCUGGGAUACUUCCUAGGAAAAUUUUCCAACUGUACUGUGGAGGCAUGGACCAUCCAUUUGGCACCAUGAAAUACACAAAAGAUCUGAAAGACAUGAACAACAAAAUUGUGGAGUGCAAGUUUAAUAACGGCCAGUGGGAAUUCAUGAGAGAAAGAACAGAUAAAUCAUUUCCAAACAGCUACAAUACAGCUAUGGCUGUCUUCAACAGUAUACGUGAUCCAGUAACUCAAGAUUACCUCCUGGAGUACAUUGAUCGGUAUCGAUGGCGGGCAGAUGACAAUGAUCUCAUGCCCCCACCUUCAAAAAUACGGCGUUGCUGAGAUUUUUCACCUCUUUGCUUCCUAUGUGUCUUGCAUAUGACUUAGUUUUUGCUGACAUUUUCUGAUCAUCAUCCAAGUUUCUUUUUCUUUUUUAAUUUGACAAUCAUAGUAUUUGUUGUUGACUAAGCUAGGGGAGGCCUGAGUCGCCUGAGCCAGCAGGGUUUUUGGCUUGGCAUUACUGACUAGACUCUCCCAUCAGUCCCAAUCAUCCAUUCAAUCAAUUAAUUACCAGUCAAAUUCCAUUGCUCAUAUUUUAUCAUUAGUUCACUCUGAUUAGACUUGAUUUAUACAUAUGUGUAAAUAUUAAAUUGCGUUCAUGGCUCUUUGUAGAUGUGAUAACUACAAAUCUUUUACAAUAAUAUGAUACGUUCAAUGUUUCUUACCUCUUGUUGAGUAUAAUCUAUUUAUCAUGUGUAAGUGGUUUUGGUUGAGUGUUGAGGCUAUAAAAGUGUGUGUUAAGAACAUAAUGUUCAUAUGUGAUCCAAAUUAAAACGCAACAUGAGAUUAUCUUAAUUUGUCACUGCCUUGAGAAUCAAUGAAUCUGGUACAUAUGUGAUUAUCAUAUUGAAAACUACAAUAUGGUGGGAGAAAAGAUCAAUUAAAUAUUUUUGAUUUUGUACUAGUAUUUAGUUCAUGUUAUUUAUUUAAUUUUUAUGAAAUCUUUUGUAAUUAUGAAACAUGCCACAAAUGAAAAUAUUCACCAUGAAGGUACAAAGAUA